This is a messenger RNA of Phytophthora infestans T30-4, 695 nucleotides long. RefSeq lists its product as uncharacterized. Bases 162 to 695 code for a protein of 177 amino acids. The transcript has a single exon. NCBI's taxonomy places the organism in Eukaryota, Oomycota, Peronosporomycetes, Peronosporales, Peronosporaceae. Gene Ontology annotation, molecular function: DNA binding. The record is from RefSeq and is a predicted model, not a curated record.
AUCUACUGAGACUGCAGAGGAGGAUGCAGCCGAGUCUGUGGCUACUGUGUCUGGGGGCGACGCCUCGCCAACGUAUCAGACUGCGACUGCCGAGUCGCUGGGACUCACGCCGCCCCUUUGUGGGCACCGACGGAUUUGGAUUGCUUGCAGGGACGCCCAGUAUGGAGGAGAUGCCUAAGCGCAAACGCGGCCGACCACCUAAGAAGGACGUGGCGGCACGAGCCAAGGCUGAGAUGGAAAAGACUCUGAAGCAGCAGUUCCCUAUGUGGGGAUACGGUCUGCCAAUGCCAUUACUACCAGGUUUCCCAGGUAUGUUGCCUGGCAUGUCAAACCCGGGUGCUGUUGUCAAAGAUCACUCUGCGGAUGAUGCGUUAAAAGACGAAGACGGGGAUGGUGAACGUCCUUCUAAGAUGGCGAAGAAGAAGCCGCGGGGAACAGGCAAACCUCGAGGCAGACCACGCACGCGUCCUCGUCCCGGUGAGAUUAUUCGUCGAGUAAAGCCCCCCCCUAUUGCGCCCGCAAACUAUUCGGUUAUGUACAACUAUUCUCUCUCCAACUUGGCACAAAAGAGUGCGGAGCUUAAUGCCGAUGGAACCUCAGCGGAUACGGACACUACGACGAUCACGGACGAAGCACAAGAUGAGAACCGACUGGCGCCUCUGAGCGCGUCACUGCUGUCUGGAGAGCAUGAGUAA